Molecule: messenger RNA, 3072 nt
Organism: Toxorhynchites rutilus septentrionalis
Lineage: Eukaryota; Metazoa; Arthropoda; Insecta; Diptera; Culicidae
Exons: 2
Coding region: 1-3072 (1023 amino acids)
Source: RefSeq, a predicted model, not a curated record
AUGGCGGAGCGGAAGGAAAAGAAAAUGCGAAAAAUUGAAGCUGCAAGGAGAAAUGUCAUGGCCGCAGUGGAUCGCAUCGAGGAUUUCGUGAUGAAUUAUGAUCCUCAGCAACAUUUUGGUGAAGUGAAGCUUCGAUUGGACCGAUUGGAGCAUUACAUGGAGACUUUCGAAACGCUUGAAAUCGAAUUUGCAGAAUUAGACGACGCGGAUGAAUUCGCCAAUAUUAAUUUGGACAUGCGUGCGAAAUUCGAGGAGCAAUACUUUCGCACCAAAGCAGCUUUAAUGGGGAAAUUGCCAGUGGUAACCGAGCAAUCCUCUUCCAGUUCACGCCCUAGCACACAAUCUGGUUUGACUGGAAUCAAAUUACCAACCAUAAAGUUGCCAGAGUUCAAUAGAAAAUUUGACGACUGGCUAUCAUUCCACGACACAUUUCAAGCGCUCAUUCACACAUCCACGGAGCUAACAUCGGUGCAAAAAAUGCAUUAUCUUCGCGCAGCUCUCGGAGAGGAACCAGCGAAACUUAUAGAGACGCUCUCCGUCACCGCAGAUAAUUACGUCAUUGCAUGGGAACUUCUCUGUAGCCGAUAUUCAAAUAAAUACAUCCUCCGUAAAAAACACAUUCAGGCACUAUUCGAGUGCCCUCGCGUUAAGAAAGAGUCAGCAGCUGAUCUUCGCGUGCUUUUGGAUUGUUUCGAACGGCACAUCAAAGUCUUGCAGCAGCUCGGUGAGCCUGUUCAGCAUUGGAGCUCUAUGCUGGUGGAGCUGAUGAAUUCCCGUUUAGAUGGUAUCACACUAAAGGCUUGGGAAGAUUUCGCUUCUAUGGAGGAAAACCAUACGUACACGAAAAUGGUGGAAUUCUUACAGCGCAAAGCAAGAGUCUUAGAAUCACUAUCGGCGAAUUAUCAGCAUCCCUCCUUCGACAAACAUCAGCAACCGACAAAGAAGCCUGCACAAUCACGGACAGUUUUUCAUGCGACUACUGAAAAAACUUAUCCUGAAUGUAUUGCUUGCUCUCAAAAGCACUCCCUAUUAAAAUGCACCAUCUUCGACAAGAUGCCACUAAAGGACAAACUGGAAUUGGUAAACACAAAAAAGGUGUGUAGCAACUGCUUCAGGAGCGAUCACUUUGCACGUCGCUGCCAGUCGAAAUACAGCUGCAGAGUAUGCAACAAACGUCACCACACAUUGGUACAUCCUGGAUUUGCGCCUUCAUCCCACAGCCAGCAGGAUUCUUCGCCCAAUGAAAAUUCAUUCAGUGUGAUUCCAACAAAUUGUUCGGUUGCCAUGUUUCCACGUGAAAACUUUGAAGUGCCUAUGUUUCAAGUGAAUGAUGCUACACGGAAUGCCACCGUAUUUCUCUCCACUGUGGUUGUUAUUGUGGUGGAUACUUUUGGCAAGGAGCAUCUUGCACGGGCUUUGUUAGAUUGUGCAUCACAAGCCAAUUUAAUGAGCGAGAAACUACGUCAAACCCUGCGCCUGGCGGGGAAGAAGGUCAACAUAGAAAUCUGCGGUGUUGAUAAAGCUACUACGCGUGUGAAGCAUUCUGUUACCACGGAUGUGCGCUCUCGAGUACAUGAGGUGUCAUUGUCAAUCGAUUUUUUGGUGGUGAACAAGGUAACAAGAAAUCUCCCGUCUGCAACUGUUUCCAUCGAACAUUGGGAAAUUCCGAGGAAUCUGGAAUUGGCUGAUCCUGAUUUUAAUAGAAGUUGCGAAGUUGACAUAAUAAUAGGAGCGGAACACUACUAUAAAUUUUUAAAGAAUGGACGAAUUAAUCUUGGGGAUAAACUACCAUCGCUUAUCGAAAGUGAUUUUGGUUGGGUAGUUUCUGGCAUGGCGGACAUCGACACAUCUAAUCCGACUGUCAUCUGCUCUGCUACAACCAUGGAAUCCCUAGAUGAAAAACUGGAACGAUUUUGGCUAAUCGAAGACGUUCAUAGCCCUCGACCAUCACGAAAUAAUCAACAGUGUGAGGAAUUUUAUCAAACUUCAACUACCCGGAACAGUGAAGGACGCUAUAUCGUCCGUUAUCCGAAGCACGAGGAAUUUCAACAAAUGUUUGGUGAGUCUAAAUUCAGUGCUCUUCGACGUUUCGAGUCACUAGAAAGGAAAUUGGAGAAAAAUCCCGAUCUGCGUUUGCAGUAUAAUGCUUUCAUGCAGGAGUACAUAUCGUUAGGGCAUAUGCAAGCAGUUGAAGAGACGGUUGAUGACGCUAGAGCUACUUAUUAUUUGCCACACCACCCUGUUUUCAACGAUAAAAGCAGCACUACAAAGGUCCGUGUUGUUUUCGAUGGUUCGGCAAAAAUGAGCAGUGGACACUCCUUGAAUGAUACCCUCCUCGUUGGCCCAGUAAUUCAGGAUGAGCUCUUAGAUAUUAUACUUCGAUUCCGGAAAUAUCCCGUGGCGUUGGUGGCGGACAUCGAGAAGAUGUACCGCCAAAUACUCAUUUCAUCUGACGAACGCUGUUUGCAACGUAUCCUUUGGCGCUUCGAUUCUUCUGAACCUGCUAGGACAUACGAAUUAAGCACAGUUACAUAUGGUAUUUCAUCAUCUUCGUUUUUGGCAACCAGAACGCUACAUCAGCUGGCCGAGGAUGAGGGAAAGGAGUACCCCCUCGGUAGCCUCGCAAUUUGUAAUGAUUUCUACGUGGAUGACUUCAUUCGAGGAGAAGAUUCGGUAGAAUGGGCGAUUCAACUACGUCACGAGUUGGAUGAAAUCAUGACAAAAGGAGGAUUUCGCUUGCGUAAAUGGUGUUCGAAUUCAACUGAUGUUUUAGCCGGUCUACCUGCAGAACUACUUGCAACACAAGCGCUGUUGAAAUUCGAUCCUGAAAAAACGAUUAAAACGUUAGGUAUUUGCUGGGAGCCUGCCACAGAUCGCUUCCGCUACGACAUAAAUUUGGAGACAGGUAUCAAACCAACGACGAAACGGAAUAUUCUUUCGCGAAUAGCUCAGUUGUAUGAUCCACUCGGACUGAUAGCACCGGUUGUAAUAUUAGCCAAGUCUAGUUCAUCGUGCGAAGAAGAUGAUAAUGUUGACUACCUGCAGCAACAGGACCCUCCUGGAGAUCAAUGA